CUUGCUCAUGGCGGUCGCAGGUUCGCAACUUGCUGGACUUCCAGAUGCAGCUGCUCUACUGGAGGUGCUAGAGGCAGAUGACCGUCCGACCUUCAUCCUUGAGCAAGGAGCUGCCAGCCCACCUAGAAUCGUCUUCCGAAAUGCCUCACUUGACAGCUUCGUUUAUCACACCACAAGUUCAUGCGCUUUCGACAACUGGGCAGCCAUCGCCUCGGAGACAUUGUUGACCGGCAGCUCUUCCUAUUGUGGAAGAGAGUGGUCAAGCAAACAUUUCCGUAAGGCAUGGGCGAUAGUUCGUUGCGACACAACCCUGUCAACACCGCGGUCUAUCAGCACAACCAGCCUCGACAAUCCUGUCAAUACGGUCAUUCAGAACACUACAAGCACUUCGACCUACCGAGCACGCAGCUUAUCUCAACUUCAAACACCAAUGAUACCCUUGACGCCCCUCUCGCCGCUCAGCAUGUCAAAGUAUCAGCCAAAGUUGGCAGAUUGGACAUUGGCUGACGCUACUUCUCCUUGGUUUCAUUUCCUUAAGCACUUUGGUUGGUCUAACACCCCAUUUGGUGCCAUUGAAACAUGGUCACUGGAACUGCGACGCUCUACCGCCAAAAUCAUGAACUCUCCCGAUCCGCGCAUUUUCAUCUUUGGCGAACAAAGGGCUAUCAUGUACAACGAAGCUUUCGCUGCCAUCAUUGGACGGCAUCAUCCAUCAUUCUUGGGUGCCCCUCUUUUUGAUGCACAGGUUGAUGACAUCUUCAAACUCUUGCAGGAUAUGUCGCUGUCCGCUUACGACAAUGGUAAGGACGCCCAACUCACUCACCAGGAACUACUCCUUGAACGCAGCGGCUCUAUAGAGCAAACUNUUUGGAACAUCUUCCUCUCGCCUCUGCCUGGACUGGAUGGAUACUGUGACAGUGUUGUUGGCGAGUUCACUGAUGUCACAGACCUGGUCGUGCAAGAUCAACGUCGAUCACAAGGUCUAGACAUCUUCGAUUCUGUAUCGAAGGUCGAAAGCUUACCUGAGCUGUGGUCAAGAUUCUUGGGCGCUCUUGAGAAGGAUGCUCCUGAUAUUUUCUAUGCUAUGGUUUACACUGCUCUCGAUCGUUCUUCAUUCGUCCGCUCUGAUGACCUACCGACACCUGAUACCACUCCUCAUCACGCCACCCUUCAAUACGCGACUUCAUACUUUGUCAAGCGAUUUCAGCUUGCCGACUCUUUGAGAUUGCCCGAAGAUGCGCUCGAGCCGACCAUUGACCUCUCCAUAGUGGGGGACUCCAAUGCGCCAAGUCUUGCCGAUGCUUUCCGUGAAGCUCUAGAAAAAAUGGAAAUCAUUACACUAUCAGACAAAGCACUUCCCNCUGAGUUAUCGAUGCAGACCAUCCACUCUGACCCUAUCCGUUCGGCCUCCAUUCUCCCGAUCUCAGAUCUCGACGGUAAGCCACUGGCCUUUGUUGUUCUCGGACUCGAUCCAAGACGGCCAUUUGACGAACCAAUGAGCCGUUUCAUCCAAUACAUACAUGAGGCUGUUUGUAAGCAGGCUAUUCUAGUCACACUUCCUAAGAAUCAGCAAGAGUUCCAAAGAAAAUAUGAGGAGACGACUAUGGCUCUCUCACACCAACUUCGGCUCUCGAUACUGAAGGCCAAGAAGAAGGAAGAGAAAUUCCUCCGCAUCGCUAAAAGCGCGCCUCUUGGAAUGUACCUACACUCGCCGAAAGAGAGAACAAUUCAGGUCAACGACGCCUACCUCAAAAUUACUGGGACCACGAAAGAGGAUUUGAACAAAGAGACAGCACUAGAGCUGCCCUGGCUACAGACCGUGUCUGAAGAACACAUGGAUGUUGCAGUCAAAGAGUGGCAGCAUCUGAUGACUAUGAAGACCCCUUCCGCCAUCGAAUACAAGAUACGCGGUCCACCCGAUGAUCCCAAUCCUCGAUGGGUAUCUGUUACAUCUUUCCCAGACCUUGAUGAAACUGGUGAGGUCUGUUUGAUACAUGGCUGGCUUGUGGAUAUCAGUGACCGUCUGGCAAAAGAAAACCUGCUCGCUCAAAGACUGGAAGAUGCGCUCGAAACGAAGACUGCUACCGAACACUUUCUUGACAUGGUAUCUCACGAGAUGAGAAAUCCUCUCAGCGCCAUCUUCCAAUGCUCCGACGAGAUACUGGGCAUCAUAAACAGACACAUGAAUCAGUCAGGCACGUCAUCUUUGACCAUGCCACAGCUCAAAAACUUGGAAGACGCAGCUCAUACAAUCGCGCUAUGCGCUCAACACCAGAGCGGCAUAUUCAAUGACAUCCUCACCGUCAGCAAGCUUGAUUCUCAAUUGCUCACUAUCAUGCCGGAGAAAGUUCGACCAGUAGAGAUAGUGCAAAGAGCAUUGAAGAUGUAUGCACAGGAAGCUAAGAGGAGUGGUAUUACCACUUCUAUCGACAUCAGGAAUACCUAUGUCAAACACAUCUCGGACUUCAUCAUGGUGGAUCCCAAUCGACUUUUACAGAUCAUCAUCAAUCUGCUCACCAACGCUAUCGACCACACAAGAUUGUGUAAAGAACGAUCGAUCGUAAUCUCUCUGGGUGCUUCCGAUACCGAGCCGGAUGACGUCUCGAGUCAGAACGCUUUUAUGCCAGUGACCCCGAGAAGAUUGAGUAGCCCUUUGACAACUACUACAGAGCAUGACCAGUUCAGCGCUGCUUUCCGAAGCUCGUGCACUGAAGAGGAGAUUUAUCUGCACAUCUCUGUUCAAGACACGGGCUGUGGUCUGUCAGAGAGCGAGAUGUGUCAUCUGUUCAAAAGAUUCUCACAACCAAAGACCUACGGACAAUACAGUCGCCCUGGAUUGGGCCUCUUCUUGAGUAAAGAAUUGAUCGAGCUGCAAGCUGGCCGAAUUGGUGUCACCAGUACCGAAGGGAGUGGAACAAGCUUUUCCUUCUACAUCAAGUGCAGAAAGCACGUCGAAGAACCAGCACCUGCACUAUCGGCUACACCAAAACUGUCUCACAACAAAGGCCAUAGGCCUCGUAUGAGCCGUACAGAAGCCUUUGACGACAAAGAUCUCGAAUUCACUCGCCAACCCUCUCCAGUGAGAGGCUUGCACGUCUUGGUCGUAGAAGACAAUCCGCUCAACCAGCGCCUCGUGGCCAAACAGCUACGCAACCAAGGCUGUACAGUCCACACCGCCGACCACGGACUCGAUGCCUUGGAGUUCUUGUCCAAGACAAACAUCACUUCCUCUCCAUCCUCAAGCACAAAGCUUGAUAUUGUCCUGCUUGAUAUCGAGAUGCCUGUCAUGGAUGGACUGACCUGUAUCCGCAAGAUCAGAAGUUUGGAGGAAGCAGGUUUCUACACUCGACAUUUGCCUGUUAUAGCUGUCACGGCCAACGCUCGCAAUGAAAAGAUGAAGGAAGCAUUGGAGGCUGGUAUGGAUGAGGUUGUCACUAAGCCCUUCAGAAUCCCGGAGUUACUGGUGCGCAUGAGCGAGGUUGUUAGUGGUCAGCGUUCGACU
Molecule: messenger RNA, 3502 nt
Organism: Aureobasidium uvarum
Lineage: Eukaryota; Fungi; Ascomycota; Dothideomycetes; Dothideales; Saccotheciaceae
Source: the annotation of a GenBank genome assembly